AUGGUGGCUUCACCCGGUUAUCAUGGUCCGGCGGCGUUGCACGCACGCGCACGGCACGCAGACGUUCUAAGACUGAGUGGUUUCGACUCGACGGACGAUGAAAGACGGUGUACGCCCAUCAUGGUGCCGGCCAAUGAGCGCAGGCUGUUCGUUCUCACUCGUGUAGAACUAUCUUUGCGCGAGCGGGACAGCAACACUCCUCGGCCGAGGCGUAAGCGUAGUAUUGAUCGGACGCAAGCCCCGCCUCCUUCGAAUAGGUAUUCGGCGCUAAGGUCG
Molecule: messenger RNA, 276 nt
Organism: Brenthis ino (lesser marbled fritillary)
Lineage: Eukaryota; Metazoa; Arthropoda; Insecta; Lepidoptera; Nymphalidae
Source: the annotation of a GenBank genome assembly